UGCAUGGAGUGGUUGGGUGGCAGAGACGUGGGAGUGACCAGGGUUCACGGAGGAAGGAACCAAGUGACAUCCCAAGGGUUGCAUAAACUCCCAGGCCGCCAAAGAGGACAGAUACUGUGGAACCUAGAAACCAUUGAGUGCCGCUGUAUAGGAAAGAAGCCGGAGCCCUUCCCCGAGCCCGCUGGAACAUAGAGGCUCGAAGCACCGAUUGACCAUGAUGCGCACACCCUGCUUGCUGCUGCUGCUGCUGCCGCCGGUGCUGUGCGUCUCUGAGACCUCACUAGAGCCCUGCGAAGUAGAUGACGACGAUUUCCGCUGCUUCUGCAACUUCACGGAUCCGCAGCCCGACUGGUCCAGCGCAUUCCAGUGUAUGAUUGCCGUCGAGGUGGAGAUCCACGGCGGCGGCCGCAGCCUGGAACAAUUUCUAAAGGGCGCAGACGCGGACCCAAAGCAGUACGCUGACAUGGUCAGGGCCCUGCGUUUGCGGCGGCUCACCGUGGCCUCUGCACAGGUUCCUGCUGUGCUGGUGACCGCCUUCCUGCGGGCGCUGGGGUACUCCCGCCUCAAGGAACUGACGCUGCAGGACCUGGAGGUAACCGGCACGCCGCCGCCGCCGCCUCUGGAAGCCACUGGGCCUGCGCUGUCCACCCUCACCCUCCGGAACGUGUCGUGGGCAACGGGAAGUGCCUGGCUCGCCGAACUGCAGCGGUGGCUGAAGCCGGGCCUCAAGGUACUGAACAUCGCGCAGGCACACUCGCUUGCUUUUUCCUGCGCACGACUCCGCACCUUCCCGGCGCUCACCACCUUAGACCUAUCCGACAAUCCCGGACUGGGAGAGCACGGACUGGCUUCGGCUCUCUGUCCGCAAAAGUUCCCGGCCCUCCAGGCUCUCGUCUUGCGCAACGCGGGAAUGCAUACGCCGAACGGCGUGUGCGCGGCGAUGGCGGUGGCGGGUGUGCAACCCCGCCACCUAGACCUCAGCCACAACUCGCUGCGCGCUACCGCCCCAGGCGCUCCUGCGUGUGUCUGGCCCAGCGCACUGGACUCUCUCAACUUGUCCUUCUCUGGGCUGGGGCAGGUGCCUAAGGGACUACCCGCCAGGCUGAGCGUGCUCGAUCUUAGGUGCAACAAGCUGAACAGAGAGCCUCGGCUAGAAGAGCUGCCUAAGGUGAGCAACCUGACACUGGACGGGAAUCCCUUUCUGGACCCCGAAGCUCCCAAGUACCAAGAAAACCCGACGACGUCUGGCGUGGUCCCAUCCUGUGCGCGUUCGGGCCUGGCGGUGGGGAUGUCAGGAACUCUCGCGGUGCUUCAAAGGGUGGGGGGCUUUGCCUGAGGCCCAGGAGAGACCAAUGAAUUGCCUCAGAUUGCCCUGCUUCCAGCAAAGCCGCAUCAGGACGUUUUAACCAACCAACCCGCAGCCCUAUCUUCAUUAAAAUCUGGAACAACGA
Canis lupus familiaris (dog) is the source of this 1451-nucleotide messenger RNA. RefSeq names its product CD14 molecule (gene CD14). Gene Ontology annotation, biological process: positive regulation of type II interferon production; positive regulation of type I interferon production; toll-like receptor 4 signaling pathway. Gene Ontology annotation, molecular function: lipopolysaccharide binding; protein binding. The record is from RefSeq and is a predicted model, not a curated record. The transcript has 2 exons. Lineage: Eukaryota; Metazoa; Chordata; Mammalia; Carnivora; Canidae. Gene Ontology annotation, cellular component: lipopolysaccharide receptor complex; membrane raft; external side of plasma membrane. Bases 215 to 1336 code for a protein of 373 amino acids.